AUGCUGUCAACCAUACCUCCAAAGUAUACUCGGAGAGCAAUCAACAUUCCUCCAAAGCAUCGCUCUUACAAGCAGGUCAAACUGACCCCACCGAAUCAUCCUUUUCCCCGAACCUGGAAUCGCCGUCAUGAUAUGAUUCUUCUUGCCGAGGAGAAACGCUUUUUAAUGAUGAUGACCUUCUUCACAACCACCAUUAUCAUGUGCACCACUCUUUCAAUCCUCAUCGAUAAAAAUGCCAUCACUGGAACUCCGGAGAACCCAUCUAUCUGUAUGCUCUCCAAUGUCAGAGACUGCCGAACCAUCUAUUCGUCAAACGCUGUUUCUCGUGUCAUCGAAGUCAGUGUCCGUGUGGAUCUCUUGAUUACAAUCGUUCUGUUUGUCUCCUUGGUCAUUCUCAAGUCCUUCAAAAUUUUCAACAGUCAAUGCUUGAUCGGAUUUCUAGUCACUGGAGUUGUCAAGGCGCUAUUCAUCAGCAUCGCUUUGAUCUUGAUCUUGGUUGAUAAUGCUUACUAUUUCAAUGCAGUCCACUCCGUUUUGACCCAGACCUGUACUCCAGAUUUUUGCAUGGAGGAUGAAACCUCCAACAUCGUUGUAGCAUUUGUUCUUCUCUUCUUUUCUGCAAUCGUCACAUUCUUCAUGGCUGUCAAUGUUCUGUUUCUCGGAGGAUUCAUUGUUCGCAGAUACGACGAGAUUCACACUGAGCAAUUCCUGGCGAACAAAAUGUCUCAUGAGUUUUAUCAUUGA
Caenorhabditis briggsae is the source of this 744-nucleotide messenger RNA. The transcript has 6 exons. Bases 1 to 744 code for a protein of 247 amino acids. Lineage: Eukaryota; Metazoa; Nematoda; Chromadorea; Rhabditida; Rhabditidae. The record is from RefSeq and is a predicted model, not a curated record.